This is a messenger RNA of Emys orbicularis (European pond turtle), 1401 nucleotides long. It is a transcript of the gene FOXG1, whose product is annotated as forkhead box G1. Gene Ontology annotation, molecular function: sequence-specific double-stranded DNA binding; DNA-binding transcription factor activity. Gene Ontology annotation, biological process: regulation of transcription by RNA polymerase II. The coding region runs from base 1 to 1401 and encodes 466 amino acids. The record is from RefSeq and is a predicted model, not a curated record. The transcript has a single exon. Lineage: Eukaryota; Metazoa; Chordata; Testudines; Emydidae. Gene Ontology annotation, cellular component: nucleus.
AUGUUGGACAUGGGAGAUAGGAAGGAAGUGAAAAUGCUGCCGAAAUCCUCCUUUAGCAUAAACAGCCUGGUGCCCGAAGCCGUCCAGAGCGACAACAACCACAACAGCCACAGCCACCACCACAACAGCCACCACCCCCACCACCACCACCAUCACCACCACCACCACCACCACCCGCAGCAGCAGCCCCAGCGAGCUGCCCCGGCCGAGGAGGAAGAGGAGAAGAGCCAGCUCCUCCUGCAGCCCCCCGUGGUGGCGGCUGCGGCGGCGGCUGCGGCCACCACCUCUGGCACCUUGGAGGUGGCCAAGGAGAUCCUGCCGGGCAAGGGGGAGCCGGGCUCGGCCGCGGCAGCCGCAGAACUGGAGGAGAAGGAGAAAGCGGCGGCGGCGGAGGAGAAGAAGGGGGCGGCGGAGGGGGGCAAGGAAGGGGAGAGCGGCAAGGAAGGGGAGAAGAAGAACGGCAAGUACGAGAAGCCCCCGUUCAGCUACAACGCGCUGAUCAUGAUGGCCAUCCGGCAGAGCCCCGAGAAGCGCCUCACCCUCAACGGCAUCUACGAGUUCAUCAUGAAGAACUUCCCCUACUACCGGGAGAACAAGCAGGGCUGGCAGAACUCCAUCCGCCACAACCUCUCCCUCAAUAAGUGCUUCGUCAAGGUGCCCCGCCACUACGACGACCCGGGCAAAGGGAACUACUGGAUGUUGGACCCUUCCAGCGACGACGUCUUCAUUGGGGGGACCACGGGCAAGCUCCGCAGGAGAUCCACCACCUCCCGGGCCAAGCUAGCUUUCAAGCGAGGCGCUCGGCUCACCUCCACCGGACUGACAUUCAUGGAUAGGGCUGGAUCUUUGUAUUGGCCUAUGUCCCCUUUCCUCUCCCUGCACCACCCCCGGGCCAGCAGCACUUUGAGUUACAAUGGGACCACGUCCGCCUACCCCAGCCACCCCAUGCCCUACAGUUCAGUGUUGACUCAAAACUCUUUGGGAAACAACCACUCCUUUUCCACGUCUAAUGGGUUAAGUGUUGAUAGACUAGUCAAUGGAGAGAUACCUUAUGCCACUCAUCACCUCACAGCAGCAGCUCUGGCCGCCUCAGUGCCAUGUGGCUUGUCAGUCCCCUGCUCUGGCACCUAUUCCCUAAACCCUUGCUCUGUAAACCUUCUAGCAGGACAGACAAGUUACUUUUUCCCCCAUGUUCCUCACCCUUCAAUGACUUCUCAAAGCAGCACUUCAAUGACGGCCAGGGCAGCCUCCUCCUCCACGUCUCCACAGGCGCCCUCCACUCUCCCUUGUGAGUCCUUAAGACCUUCUUUGCCAAGUUUUACAACAGGACUUUCCGGGGGACUUUCUGAUUAUUUCACACAUCAGAAUCAGGGGUCUUCUUCAAACCCUUUAAUACAUUAA